AUGUGUGAUGCUUCUGAUUAUGCAAUAGGGGCUGUGUUGGGACAGCGGGUUGACAAGCUUCCUCAUGUCAUAUAUUAUGCAAGUAGAACUCUAAAUGAUGCUCAAAUGUACUACUCAACCACCGAGAAAGAAUUGCUUGCAGUAGUGUUUGCAUUGGAGAAGUUUCGGAGCUAUUUGAUCGGCUCUAAGGUGAUUAUAUUCUCUGAUCAUGCAGCACUCCGGCACUUAUUAACCAAGAAAGACGCAAAGCCACGACUUCUCAGGUGGAUUCUCCUCUUGCAAGAAUUCGAUCUUGACAUCAAAGACAAAAAGGGGAUUAAAAAUGUUGUCGCCGACCACCUUUCGAGAUUGGUUCAAGAAGGUGGAGAUCUCCCUAUCAACGAAUCAUUUCCGGAUGAGCAACUCUUCUCUAUCGAACAACUUCCUUGGUAUGCAGACAUAGUAAAUUACCUUGCCCAAAAGUAUAUUCCAAAAAAUUGGGACAAGCAACAAAGGAAGCGCUUCCUCUCCCAAGUGCGACACUACUAUUGGGAUGAUUCAUAUCUCUUCAAGCAUUGCCCUGAUCAAAUCAUUCGAAGAUGUGUUCCCUAA
Prunus armeniaca (apricot) is the source of this 591-nucleotide messenger RNA. The record is from the annotation of a GenBank genome assembly. Lineage: Eukaryota; Viridiplantae; Streptophyta; Magnoliopsida; Rosales; Rosaceae.